AUGGCUUUCAGCCGCGUCUGUAAACCGGACCCUCUUUCCCGGGGCGCCUUCAGGAAACCCGCGGUCAUGCUGUGCUCUCUCCUCACCUCCCUGUACCUCCUGCACUGCCUCGCCGACCGCUGCGGCACCGCUCCCUCCCCGUCCCCGGUGAAAGCCUCCGGACCGGUCGACGCGGAACUUGACGACCUGACGACGUCGCUGAGGACGAGAAAGCGGCUGCUGCAAAGAUGGACCGCCGCCGCGUCGGACGGCGCGGUGAGCGGCGGUCAUCACUACGCCGGCCGCGACCGGGCGGAGAGAGGCGGCGGCGUCCGUAACGCUCGGCUCUCCUACGGCGUUCAGGAGUUGGACGGCGGGGCGCCGGAGGAGUCCUUACUGCUGCCCGCCGCGGAUUUCGUACCGUCGAGGUUUGCGGGGGCAGGUAGACUGAGUCCGCUGGGAGAAGGAGCGAAGAAGCUGCCCCAGGCCAUCAUCAUCGGGGUGAAGAAGGGCGGGACACGGGCGCUGCUGGAGUUCCUCCGCGUGCACCCCGACAUCAGAGCCGUGGGAGCGGAGCCGCACUUCUUCGACCGUAACUACGACAACGGGCUUCAGUGGUACAGGGAGCUGAUGCCUAAGACCCUGGAGGGCCAGAUCACCAUGGAGAAGACCCCUAGCUACUUUGUGACCAGAGAGGCUCCAGCGAGGAUCGCCGCCAUGUCGCGGGACACCAAGCUGAUCGUGGUGGUGAGGGACCCCGUCACCAGGGCAAUCUCCGACUACACGCAGACGCUGUCCAAGAAGCCCGACAUUCCCUCUUUUGAGAGCCUGACCUUCAAAAACAGGACUACGGGGCUCAUCGACACCUCGUGGAGCGCCGUGCAGAUCGGCAUCUAUGCCAAACACCUGGACAACUGGCUGCAGUACUUCCCCAUGGACCAGAUCCUGUUUGUGAGCGGCGAGCGUCUGAUCAGCGACCCAGCGGGAGAGCUGGGCCGUGUGCAGGACUUCCUGGGGCUCAAGAGGAUCAUCACAGACAAACACUUUUACUUCAACCAGACCAAGGGCUUCCCGUGCCUCAAGAAGGCUGAGGGCAGCAGCAAGCCCCACUGCCUGGGCAAAACCAAAGGGAGGACGCAUCCCAACAUUGACCCUGAGGUGGUGCAGAGGCUACGGGACUUCUACCGGCCCUUCAACAUGAAGUUCUACCAGAUGACAGGCCGUAUAUUUGGCUGGGACGAUUGA
Messenger RNA from Lampris incognitus (smalleye Pacific opah), 1224 nucleotides. RefSeq names its product heparan sulfate glucosamine 3-O-sulfotransferase 3A1-like. Lineage: Eukaryota; Metazoa; Chordata; Actinopteri; Lampriformes; Lampridae. The transcript has 2 exons. Gene Ontology annotation, molecular function: [heparan sulfate]-glucosamine 3-sulfotransferase activity. The record is from RefSeq and is a predicted model, not a curated record. Bases 1 to 1224 code for a protein of 407 amino acids.